Molecule: messenger RNA, 1005 nt
Organism: Alternaria ventricosa
Lineage: Eukaryota; Fungi; Ascomycota; Dothideomycetes; Pleosporales; Pleosporaceae
Exons: 4
Coding region: 1-1005 (334 amino acids)
Source: RefSeq, a predicted model, not a curated record
AUGCCCCAUGCACUAUCACCAGAGCAAGACGUGCCGAGCUUUGAUGGCAAGAAACUCUUCGUGAACGACGGGUUGCUUCGACCAGGUCAGGUCGGAAAAUUGAAGGAAUCGUCUCCAGAUAUGCCCAUGGAUGAGCUGCGUCGGCGCUACAAUGAAGAUGGAUAUGUCUUCCUCAAGGGGUUACUACCGAGGAGCGAUGUCCUCAAAGCCCGGGAGGAGUACUUCACGUCGCUCGCAUCGAGCGGCGUGCUGAAACCUGGCACCCAGCCAGUAGAUGGCAUAUUCGAUCCUGAGAAGGACGCGGCAGACUUCCCUGGUAUUGGCGCUGGUGCGGCCCCUGGAAAUGGAAAGCCAGGAGAAGCGACGGCGGAGAAAUUUGUUAGUCUGGCGCUCGAAGCGCAUUAUGCAGACUGGUACAAAGAGACGUUCUGCAAGCACCCGGCACUCAAAGACUUCAUUGCUCGUAUGACCAACUGGGGCGACAACACUCUGGGAGUCCGUAGAAGCUUAUUGCGCAACAAUACACCAGGAAACAAGGCCAUUGGCGUACAUUAUGAUCAGAUCUUCCUUCGGCAUGGCGAACCGACGAGUGUCACUGCCUGGGUACCCAUGGGCGAUGUAAGCUUGACUGGAGGAGGCUUGAUUUACUUGGAGAACGGCCAUACGCUUGGCCGUGAAGUAGAGGAAGAUUUCAACCGAAAGGCAGCAGAAAGUGGAUUGAGCGAGGAAGAAACAAGGAACGCUUUCAACCAGAACAUGCUAUCAACAGGGCUGCUCGCUGACGGUCCACGAGAGUAUUCUGACACCUUUGACAGGCGUUGGUUGGUGACAAACUACGAAGCGGGCGACGUAGUCCUCCACAACCCGUUUGCGAUACACGCAUCCACAUUGAAUCACGAUCCAAACAACGUGAUUAGGGUUGGUACUGAUCUGAGAUUCGUCGAUGGCAGCAAGCCAUGGGACACUCGAUGGGACAAAGACUACGAGUUCAAUGACGGUGUGUAA